GUUUCCGUUUCUCUCUCGACUCCGCAACCGCGAAUCCGAUCAGUCUCUCGCUGGAUUUUGAUUCUUCUUCGGAUACUACACAACCUUUGAAACGUGAGAGGAAACUUGCAUAUAAUAAUCCAAUGGAGACGAUAGGCUCCAAAGGUCUCCUAAAAAAGUCUGAGUUCAUUAGGAUAAUCAUUGAUGCACUUUCCUCACUUGGGUUUGGUGACAUAGCGGCCAGUUUGGAGAAACGGUCUGGCAUUUUUCUGCACAGUCCUAUUGUUACGAACUUUCUGGACCUAGUAAAGAAAGGAGAAUGGGACAAAUCCAUUGAAGCAUUGCAGGGAUUUGAACUGCGUGAUGACAAGCCUGUGAAAUUCUUUCUACUAGAGCAAAAAUUCCUUGCGCUUCUGAAUAUGGGAAAUGCUAGGGAUGCUCUGAGAACCUUAAGAGAAGAGAUUGUGCCUCUUGAUGUAUACGAGAAUCGCAUUCCGAAGCUCGCGAUCAAACUUAUAAUACCUUCUGGUGAAGAUGCUGAAAGUGUGAAUUCAAGUUCCAAGGUUGUGCAGAAGCUUCAAAAACUGUUUCCUCCUGCAGUUCUCUUCCCAGAAAAGAAGUUGGAGUAUCUCUUAGAGAUGAUUCUUGAUCUUCAGCGGCGUCACUGUAAUUUCCACAAUAUUCCGGAUAGUGAUUUGACCGUAUGCUCUGGUCAUCGUUGUGACCAACGUAAAAUUCCAACGGAGACUGUACAGAUAUUGGAGGGACAUACCCAUGACGUCUUGUUCUUGAAAUUCUCACAUAAUGGCAAACUCUUGGCUUCUUCUUCCAGUGAUAACUCAGCAAUUAUAUGGGAGAUCGAUGCACAGGGGAAGUUUUCGCAGAAGCAUAAACUUGUGGGGCACAAGAAACCCGUGGUAGUAGUCUUGUGGAGUCCUGAUGAUCGACAAGUCAUUACAUGCGGAGAAAAUGAGGUUAUCAGGCGGUGGGAUGUUGGUUCAGGAGAAUUCGUUCGCUCGUAUGAAAGAAAUGGUCUUGCUUCUCUUUCUUGUGGAUGGGUUCAUGAUGGUUCGGGUAUAAUUGGCGCAAUGGCAGACAGACGCAUCUAUAUGUGGAAUUUAGAUGGAACUGAGCUACAGCACGAGCAAGACGAACGGGCAAACAAUCUUUUUGAUGUAGCAAUGACGACUGAUGGCAAAUGGCUUGUAAGCGUGGGAAAGGAGGGGAAUGAGAUCUCAUUGUUUGAUAGAGAAACCGGAGCUGAGAAUAAACUGAUUCCAGGGAAGAGGGAUAUCGCCUCGUUCUCGCUUUCCAAAGACAACAGUCAUCUUCUAAUCGAUCUCGAUACCUAUGAGAUCCAAAUCUGGAACAUUCAAGGCCAACCAUACAAGGUUUUGGAAUUCGAUGGCCACAGGAGAAAAAGGUUUACUCUCAGAUCUUGCUUUGGUGGCUAUGCAGAAUCUUUCAUCGCCAGUGGGAGUGAGAAUGAACUGGUAUACAUAUGGCACGUAAGAGAACAGAAGACACCUUAUCGCGUAUUGCAAGGACACUCAGAAGCUGUGAACUGUGUGAGUUGGAGCCCUACUGAUCUGCAUAUGUUGGCCUCAGCGAGCGACGAUCGAACCAUUCGGAUUUGGGGACUUGACAAGACGUUGGAUGUUGUUCAAUGGUGGUAACUGAUGAUAAUGACUUGACUGCAGAUUUGUUCAUUUGAUAUUCUUCAUGUACAUAUGAUAUUAUACCUUUUAUGUGGGUA
This is a messenger RNA of Eutrema salsugineum, 1735 nucleotides long. Its product is annotated as WD repeat-containing protein 26 homolog. The record is from RefSeq and is a predicted model, not a curated record. Bases 123 to 1655 code for a protein of 510 amino acids. Lineage: Eukaryota; Viridiplantae; Streptophyta; Magnoliopsida; Brassicales; Brassicaceae. Gene Ontology annotation, molecular function: protein binding. The transcript is spliced from 5 exons.